AUGUCGCGCGCGUCGACGCCGUCCCUCGCCGCCGCCGCGGCGUCCUCGCCGUCGCCCUCGUCGCCGUCGCCCUCGUCGCGAGGAGGCGGCGACCACCGCGGCAGUCAUCAUCACCACCCGCCGCGACGCUUCGCGACGACGCCGCUGACGGGCGUGCGCGACCUCGUGCGCGAGGGGAAGACGAUAUGGCUCCUGGACCAGUUCGGGGUCCUGCACGACGGCAAGACGGCGUACCCCGCGGCGAUACACGCGACGAAGCGGCUGUACGACGCCGGCGCGAAGCUCUACGUGAUCAGCAACAGCAGUCGAAGGAGCGCGAAGACGCUCGCGAAGCUCGAGCCGAUGGGCUUCGAUCCCGCGUGGUUCGCGGGGGCGAUCACGUCGGGGGAGAUGACGUGGCGCGCGCUCGAGGCGCGCGACGCGUUCGAGGGGUCCGCGGAGGCGGACGCGCGAGGUCCUAAGCCGUUCGCGGGGGACAAGGUGCUUCACUUCACGUGGAGCGAGCGCGGCAGCAUCGCGCUCGACGGCUUGGGGCUCACGACGGUGACGUCGCCCGACGACGCGGACUUCAUCGUCGCGCACGGCACGGAGGCGGUGAACGGCGCGGGGGACACGGACGCGCAGAGAGCGGCGGGGAUAGAGCUCAAGGCGAUGGAAGACAUGCGCGGGCUGCUACGAAGAGCGGCGCGGCGGAACAUUCCGAUGAUGGUCGCGAACCCGGACUACGUGACCGUCGGCGGCGAGGGCGGCGCGCUGAUGAAGAUGCCGGGGACGCUCGCGCGGUGGUACGAGGAGGCGCUCGAAUCGGAAUCGGAGUCCGACGGCGAGGGGGAAGAUGGAACGCCAACCGGCACCGGCACCGGCGGUGUUGUUCACCUGAUGGGCAAGCCGAACAAGAUCAUCUACGACGAAGUCUUCCGCAUGGCGUCGGACGGCGGCGGAGGCGCGCGCCGGACGAUCUCCAUGGAGAACGUCGUCGCCGUCGGCGACUCGCUCGAGCACGACGUGAUCGGCGCCCAGAACGCGGGCUGCGACGUCGUCUUCGUGUGCGGCGGCAUCCACGCCGACGACCUGGGCAUGGACCCGGCGGCGUUGACGGGGGACGGCGUCGGCGACGGCGCGGCGGUUCCGUUCCCGCCGGCGGAAGCCAUCGAGCGCGUCGCGCGCGCGCACGACGCGGCGCCGACGUACGCGGUGCCGGUGUUUAAGUGGUGA
This is a messenger RNA of Micromonas pusilla CCMP1545, 1215 nucleotides long. RefSeq lists its product as uncharacterized. The record is from RefSeq and is a predicted model, not a curated record. NCBI's taxonomy places the organism in Eukaryota, Viridiplantae, Chlorophyta, Mamiellophyceae, Mamiellales, Mamiellaceae. Gene Ontology annotation, molecular function: phosphatase activity. The coding region runs from base 1 to 1215 and encodes 404 amino acids. Gene Ontology annotation, cellular component: chloroplast. The transcript is spliced from 3 exons.